This is a messenger RNA of Labeo rohita (rohu), 2053 nucleotides long. RefSeq names its product transport and golgi organization 2 homolog (Drosophila) (gene tango2). Gene Ontology annotation, biological process: Golgi organization; protein secretion. The record is from RefSeq and is a predicted model, not a curated record. Bases 241 to 1065 code for a protein of 274 amino acids. The transcript has 10 exons. Gene Ontology annotation, cellular component: Golgi apparatus. NCBI's taxonomy places the organism in Eukaryota, Metazoa, Chordata, Actinopteri, Cypriniformes, Cyprinidae.
CGCGAGGUUGGUUUAGCCCUUUGUACAGUGUAUUAGCCUGUGCUGUAAGUUGUCUCUCACAGUAACAGCACAAUGAAUUGUGAACAUUGACAACACAUGGAUCCAUUGAGGUUCUGUUAGAUACAAGUGAGAGCUGUGGAUGGAAUAGUUUGAUUGAUCUCCUUCAAGCACCUAGCACAUCCCAGCUCUGAUCUUUGACCUCACUGUGAUUGAAAAUCUACUGCUUUCAGUAACCUCCUCAUGUGCAUCAUCUUCUUGAAGUUUGACCCUCGGCCUGCAUCCAAAAAUGCCUACAGGCUUAUUCUGGCUGCUAACAGAGAUGAGGUCUACAGCAGACCAUCCAAAGCUGCAGACUUCUGGGGCAGCAACAAUGAAAUCCUCAGCGGUCUGGACCUGGAAGAGGGGAAGGAAGGUGGAUCAUGGCUGGGAAUUAGCAAACGUGGGAAAUUGGCAGCACUGACCAAUUACCUGGAAGCACGGCAAAAUCCAGAUGCUCAGGGGAGAGGUUUCCUGGUGUCCAACUAUUUGACGGAUAACUUGGACAGUUUGGCGUACCUCCGUAAAGUGUCUUCAGAAGCUCAUUUAUAUAAUGGCUUCAAUCUUCUUACUGCUGACUUCAGGGCCAAUGAAGACACAUUGUGUUACUAUGGAAACAAGGGCAGUUCAGAGCCCAUUCAUCUCAAAGCAGCAGGAAUCUAUGGGUUGAGUAACUCUCUUCUGGAAACUCCGUGGAGAAAACUGCAGCACGGCAAACGGCUGUUCACAAGCGUAGUGAACAAAACACUGCCACCUGAUGGCCUAGUGCAGGAACUGCUCAAUAUCCUCAAUAACGAGGAGCUAAACACCCCGGACCCUGCGCAGGAGAGUCAAGGUGUGGGCUACAGUAAGGCCAUGCUUCAAGCCCUGUCCGCAGUGUGUGUGCGCUCACCAGGAUACGGCACAAGGACCAAUACAGUCAUCCUCAUUGACCGAGAGGGAAACGUGAGCUUUACGGAGCGCACCAUGCUAAACUGUGACAUCACCCAGUGGAGCACAAAUAGCUUCCACUUCAAACUGCAAGAAUGAGGGCCAGAUCCCAGGCCAAGGGUAGAAGACUCUCACGCUGUGCCUUUAUCCAGCCACUAUCUGCUCAAGCCAUGCAGCACCACUGUUUUUACCAAUAUAAACAUCAAGACUUAAUUCAGACUUUCCAGCUGAAACAGGAAAGCGGUUAAUUAUUGCUACUGCUCUGUUCUGAGAGGAAGCUUGUUUGCACGUUCCUUUUUUUUUUCUAGGUAAUUGUUCUUUUUAAUAACCAGUGGCUCAGGAGAAGGCUCACAUGGAAUCUGCAACCACAAUCUUCAAUACUGAAAUCCAUCCACAGAACUCUUUCAGAUCAGUUCAGAAAGCAGUGCAGAUUCCAUCUGAAUCUACUCAUGAGGUGUUUUUUUUUUUUGAGUGCAUGUCAUUCAGUCUGCAUCUAUUAAAGGAGAAGUCCACUUCCAGAACAACAACUUACAAAUAAUGUACUCACCCCCUCGUCAUCCAAGAUGUUCAUGUCUGUCUUUCUUCAGUCGUACUUAAAAAGUAUUUAAAUUGUAUUUUUUUAAUGAAAAUAACCAAUCGUUUCACUAGAUGAGACCUUUCUUCCUCAGUUGGGAUCAUUUACAACCGCAUUUGUGAUCGUUUGAAGCCGCAUUUAAAUUGCUUUUUGAAAGUUCAAAAUCGUGGGCACCAUAUCAGUCCAUUACAUGGACAAAAAUGCAGAAAUGUUUACCUCAAAAAAUAAUUUCUUUACGACUGAAGAAAGAAAGACAUGAACAUCUUGGAUGACAAGAAGGUGAGUACAUUAUAUGUGAAUCUUUGUUUUGGAAAUGAAUAUAGAAGUGAAGAAGUAUGAAGAAUGUAAAAUGUUGUUUAUCAUCCACUGAAUCCCAUUUUAUCACAAACUGUCACUGGCAUGAAAUGCUGUUGGACAGAGUCGUUUAAUGAACAAGAUGUCUACUGCCAAAGAAUGAUUGUGUCAGUCACAAUCCUUAUGAACAGAAGAAAAUAAAUCAUCUUCAUAAUCUUG